AUGGUAGAGCUUGACUUGAGGAAAAUCUUCUUUUCAAUUGAGAAAAAACCUCACCUAGGAGAAAAUUGACUUAAUAGAGCUCUUGGUCAGUCAAGCUACAUUAUAUAUCAUAUUUUUUUCUUAAUCUGGAAAGACUAUAAGAUUUUUCCUAUUUUGAAUCAAAGAGUAUGUCUUGUGCAACAUUUCAGAAGCAAAAUCAAAAAGCUAAAGAAAUUUAGAAUGCCCCACUAUAAUAAAAUCAAUGUCUACAAUAAUAAGUCAGCUAAUUCAGUGACAUAG
This is a messenger RNA of Blepharisma stoltei, 279 nucleotides long. The record is from the annotation of a GenBank genome assembly. NCBI's taxonomy places the organism in Eukaryota, Ciliophora, Heterotrichea, Heterotrichida, Blepharismidae.